AUGGCGCUCUGCUUCUGCGGGGCCCAUGCCACAGAGCUUUGCCCCAAGUGCGGGGCGCAGUGCUUCUGCGCCGCCUGCGCCGCCUGCGGAGCAGGAACGGGCCCGCGCGAGGCCCGCGCGGCGCAUCAGGCGCAGUGCCGCCGCACCCGGCGGGAAGCCAAAAACCGCGUGCAGGGCCUGGUCUUCGGCAGCCUCUUGCUCCAGCUGUGCGGAUUCUGCCGGCGUUUGGGCCGCUUCCCUGCGUGGCAGCGCUUCUUCCUGUGGUGUGCUGCUUGGCUCAUGCUGCUCGAGCUUCUCACCUCCCUGAGGUUUGAGAUGUGGCAGUCUGGGAAGGUGGGCUGGCUCUUGCCAGAGAAAGUGCCGGAGGAAAUGCUGGCCUCGUCUUUUCUGGCCACUCGCAACAGCGCCACUCGGGCGCCCGAAGCGCAGGAAGUACUGGCCACGUUGCCGCCUGUGCGCGGUGGUGAUGCUGCAAAGACCAGCACGCCUGAAGCAAAGGAAGUGCUGGCCACGUCUCCGCUGCCUGUUGGAAACGAUGACGCUGCAACGACCAGCGCACCCAUAGGGCAGCAGGAAGUCCUGGCCACGUCUCCGCUGCCUGUUGAAAACGAUGAGGCUGCAAUGACCAGCACGCCCAUAGUGCAGCAGGAAGUCCUGGCCACGUCUCUGCUGCCCGUUAGAAACGAUGACGCUGCAACGAACAGCGCGCCCAUAGUGCAGCAGGAAGUCCUGGCCACGUCUCUGCUGCCCGUUAGAAGCGAUGACGCUGCAACGAACAGCGCGCCCAUAGUGCAGCAGGAAGUCCUGGCCACGUCUCUGCUGCCCGUUAGAAGCGAUGACGCUGCAACGAACAGCGCGCCCAUAGUGCAGCAGGACACAUUGGCCGCGGUUGCAGCCGUGGAUACUGUGGCUGGGCAGGAUCUGUCUCAGCUGGCCUGGCCAGAUGUGAAGGCCGUGGGCAGAUGCCUGCACCCGACCAACAAGUCCAUUGAUGCCUGCUGCGACAGCGCGGUGGCGCGGCUCCACAGAACCGCAGAGUUGCGCCCUGGGCUGCUGCGGUCGCCCCGCAGCGCUGACAGCCUGCGGCCAUGGUGGGCCAACCUGGCCCCCCCGGUGGCGGCGUGGUACAGGCAGAAGGGCGCCGACGCUGCGCGUGGCAGGCCCUGGGCCGGCACCGCAGUGCUGUUGAUCGGCCAGGUGCGGGACGGGAUGCGGAGCCACGUGGUCGAGAACCUCCGCAGGCUCGUCUUCCAGGAGCUGGGCACGGACUACCAUAUCUUCGCCGUCCUUGAGUACACGAGGUAUGGCUUUAGCUGGCGCGGCAAGCGCAACUACACCAGGGAUUAUAGCCAUCAGCAGGUGCAGCAGCUGCUCCAGCAGUACACAGGCAACUACACCUUGGUGGAGUGGACCGAAGCGGACAAGAAGUCGGAGAAGGCGAUCCUUUUCAACCAGAGCUGCACCAACGCGCACUGGGGAGGCUACGGGAUGGCGCAGCAGUACCUGAAGCUGCACCGGGCCUUUCGGCUCAUGGAGCUCCACGAGCAAAAGCGGCGCCAGCGCUUUGCGCUGGUGCUGAAGCUCAGGCCGGACGUGACCUACACCACUGGCUUUGGCAGUAUGGUGCAGAAACGGAUGGCGGACGCCUUGGCGCUGGUGAACAUCACCGUGCCCUCCGUGUGUGGCUCUAUCGGAGGUGGUGGCGGGGACGCGGUGCUGGUGGCGGACCGCGCGGCGGCGACCGCACUGCGGGCCACCUGGAAACUGCUGCGGGGCUGUCAGGUGGCCGCAGAUGCCUGCAUGUCGGCCCGGGCGAUGCACUCCGCGUGCGUGGGGACCACCACGCUGGGCCAGGGGGAGAUGUUGAAGGAGACCUGCGGGCAUGGAUGGGUCUCCGCGGUUUUGCGCUAUGGCUUGCCGAACUCGCACUGCGGCAUCAGCGGCAUGCUGGGCAUGCCUAGGAAUCUUCCCGAGCUGCCCAAAGCCCGGCGCUCGAUCCUCACACGCCAGGGGCCGCGCACGGCCUUCCAGCUGCAAAACUUGCCAAGUGCGGGGGGGCGGGAGAAGGCGGUUCGGCAGCGUAGCACCUGCCGGGCAUUCCUUUCGCGCCCUGUGGCAAGGGAGGUCUUGGAGGAUUUGCUGGACCAAGCGCAGCGGGCGCCCAGCGGAGGCAACACCCAGCCCUGGCACCUCUAUGUUGCCACAGGCGCGGCUUUGGGCUCACUGCAGCGUGCAGCCCUCGCGCAGCUGCAGAAGGGUUCCUCCGCAGGCCAGGAGUAUCGGACGUAUCCAUCAAAGACGGAGGUGCCGGAGGACGUGCACCAGGCCUACAUGGACCGCCGCAUCCGAGUGGCCCAAGAUCUUUGGGCUCGGAUGGGGGUGGAGCGCUCCGACCGCGCGGGCCGCGCCCGCGCGCUCAUGGAGAACUUCGGGUUCUGGGGGGCGCCGGUGGGCGUCAUCGUCACCGUGGAUCGGGGCGCGGAUAAGAAUGCCUGGGGCCAUACGGGGAUGCUGCUGCAGACGCUCGCCCUGCUGGCGGUGGAGCGGGGCCUCGCCACGGCCAUGUUGGAGGCCUGGGGCAACCUGGGGAGUUGCGUCUACGAGGCGCUGGGCAUCGAGCAGACGCGGGAGGCAGUUUGGUGCGGGGUGGCGCUUGGCUACCCGGACCUCGGGUCGCCCUUCUGCGCGGUGCCCACGCAGCGGCGCCCGAUGCGUCAGGCGGCGCGGUUUCUGGAGGAGGCAGAGUCCAAGCUCUGA
Messenger RNA from Effrenium voratum, 2757 nucleotides. Lineage: Eukaryota; Dinophyceae; Suessiales; Symbiodiniaceae. The record is from the annotation of a GenBank genome assembly.